Branchiostoma floridae (Florida lancelet) is the source of this 5713-nucleotide messenger RNA. RefSeq names its product pregnancy zone protein-like. Gene Ontology annotation, cellular component: extracellular region. The transcript has 35 exons. Gene Ontology annotation, molecular function: endopeptidase inhibitor activity. The record is from RefSeq and is a predicted model, not a curated record. The coding region runs from base 34 to 4872 and encodes 1612 amino acids. NCBI's taxonomy places the organism in Eukaryota, Metazoa, Chordata, Leptocardii, Amphioxiformes, Branchiostomatidae.
GUUUGGAGAAAGGCUACGGGAGGAGAAACAGCUAUGAAGGCCGCGGCGUUUGCGAUACUUCCCUUGCUUGUUGUAUCGGCGGCGGCUCAAAGAUACCUUGUGGUGUCGCCCAAGAUUCUGCCGUCCGGUACGCAGGCGGCUGUGUGUAUCUCACUGUUCAACAUUACGGAUGAUGUGAAGGUCUCAGUUGAACUGACAUCGGAGGAUGGGAAUGAUGUUGAGCCCGCCACAGUAACUGACGUGCUUACACAGGGCCAAGACAAAUGUGUCAAGCUCAAGGUCCCUCUUGUCUUCUCCAUUUACAAGGAAGCAAAGCUGUCAGUACACGGAAAUGGGUCAUCGUACGACUUCAAAGAUGAGAAGCAUCUCCGAAUUGUCCAGGAGGCCACGCAUACCUUCAUCUCUACAGACAAACCUAUCUACAAACCUGGGCAGAAGGUUCAGAUGCAUAUUCUAACUUUGCAGUUGGACCUAAGGCCUUCUACUGAGAAUAUUGACAUGGUGUGGAUGGAGGAUAACAGUGGCAGCAGGAUUAAUCAGUGGCUAGAUGUACCAACUGAGGAGGGCAUUGCAAGUCUGGAACAACAGCUGUCCAAAGAACCAGUGCUGGGCAAGUGGUCCAUCAAUGCUCUGAUAGCAGGUACCACCUACAAAACCACAUUUGAUGUGGAGGAGUUUGUGUUGCCAAAGUUUGAGGUCGAAAUCACUCCACCCCCAUGGAUCCCUGUGGACAUGGAUGUGAUUCCAACUAUCAUCUGUGGAAAGUACACCUAUGGCAAGCCUGUGCUGGGAGAGGUGAAGGCGGAGUUCUGUUUAGAAGCGGUCGAUUGGUAUUGGACUACUCAACCGAGGUUUAUAAUAAAUUGCCACAACUGGAUUGGCAAGACUGGCGAAAAUGGCUGCGUCAACAUCGAAAUUGAAUCCAGCCUGGUUGGACUUAACUACACCCCAGGCGCGGAUUUUCCUACAUUGUUUGGGUCAUUGCUUGUGAACGCUGAAAUCACAGAGGAUGGCACAGGUGUCGCAUUGAAUGGAACCCAUGACACCAAGACUUCCAAGCGGAAGUAUAAGUUGCACUUUAAUAGUCCUGAAGUGUUCAAGCCAGGCUUACCAUAUCAUGGCAAGCUCCACGUAACAGACAUUCUGGACAACCCUCUGGCUGGUGUGAAGGUGACAAUUGAGGCCUAUAACAAUAAAAAUCAUCAAAGAUUUGCCCACAACUACACAUCCAACAAGUAUGGAGAGAUCCCUUUCACACUGCCUACCUACAUGAUAGGCUCGAAUGUCAGGAAGCUGAACCUUAAUGCCAAGGUUGCAGAUACCCCUGCAAGCUGGACAGUAUGGCAAGGCGCCGAUCACAGCGCUGAUUCCUGGUGGUCUCCCAGCUCCAGCUUCUUGCAGAUUCAACCCACACACGACAUCCUGCCAUGUGACACAGUCCCAGCUCCAGCUUCUUGCAGAUUCAACCCACACACGACAUCCUGCCAUGUGACACAGUGGCAGAAGUUUCUAUUCUGUACACUACUGAGAGAGCCAAUCAUGUCACGGGGAGACAUCCUGGACAUAGGAACCAAGGAAGUUGCAUUUGAUAGUACCGAUGGGCCGUCGACCUACCAGCCACCCACCACUACGCCCCCUCCAACUGCUCCAUUUACUGAUUCCAACACAGCAGAGGAGCCCACAGAUCUUCCACCAGUAGUAACUGUGAUUGCAGAAGAAUCAUUUGGUACUGAUGAUCCUCUCACAUCAUCUGACGCACCCACUGGUUCAGCUGAAAAGGAGGAAAUCAGCGAUGGGGAGGUCCGUAGGAAACGCUUCAGCCCACCUUUUUACUACAUGGAUGAUAGCCCUACCAUGCCUCCAAUCCCAGGCUACACCGGACACUUCACCAUCAAGUUCAAGGUUGUGGCCAGCAUGUCUCCCAUUGUGCGCCUGUUGGUGUAUUACGUGCGUGAUGAUGGGGAGGUGGUGGCGGACAGUGCCUCCAUCAAGAUUGCCAGCUGUCUGGAAAACAACGUGAGUGUGUCCUUCCCCAGGGAGUCUCAGCUACCAGGCGCAACAACCAAGCUGACAGUGAAGGCUGCCCCUGGGUCCCUGUGUUCUGUUGGUGUAGUGGACAAGAGUGUGUACCUAUUGAGAUCCAGCAACCGGCUCACCCAGGACAAGAUUUUUUCAGAGCUGCGUGAUGUUGACUUGAACUUCUUAGACGAACGUCUCUAUGUGGACAGGAAUACACACUGUGACUACGAUGGCCCCGAGGCCAUUUCCCCCUUUCGCCCUACUGUUCCAGUUCCGACCUUUACGGUGGAAAAGGUGGAGGUUCCAACCCUAGAUUCAGACAGAAAUGACCCAAGAGAGAUGGAGGGGAAAGACGAGAGGGAUGAAGGGGAGAGACGCAUCAAGAAACGUUUUGUCCCUCGCUUUGAAUCUUCGUCCUAUAAAGAUGCCUACACGGCUUUUAAGCACAUGGGCCUUCUGGUGAUGACUGACCUUUUACUACAAACCCGUCCUUGUGAGAUGGAACCUCCUUUCCCGCCCGAUAUCCAAUAUUGGGGACAAGAUGCAGGUAACAGCGGAUUUGGGGGAGAAGGACAGCAUGUCGUGGAAGGACAGCAUGUCGUGGAAGUGCGGAACUACUUCCCAGAAACCUGGCUGUGGAAGAUCGCUAGAGUCGGUGAUAAUGGCUUGGCGUUUAUUGACACAAAAGUGCCACACACUAUCACUGAGUGGAUCGGUAGUGGGUUCUGUACAAGUGGUACCUCUGGUGUUGGUGUGUCUCUGCCUACAAGUCUCAGGGCCUUCCAACCGUUCUUUGUGUCCCCCACUCUUCCCUACUCUGUGAUCAGGGGUGAGGAGGUGCCGCUCAAAGUCUCCAUCUUCAACUACAUGCAGCAGUGCCAAGUGAUUGAGCUGACACUGCUGAAGUCGGAGGACUUUGACUUGAUUGACAAGGACAGGACGCGUCAGGUGUGUGUGUGUCCUGUGGCAUCCAAGACCGAGACUUUCAACAUCGUCCCAAACACGCUUGGGAAAAUCAAAAUCUCGGUGGAGGCUGAGGCUGUGGAGGACGAUGGACUGAUAUGUGGGAAUGAACCAGUUGUCAGGCCUACCGAGGGGGUCAGGGAUGCCAUUGUUAAGGACCUGCUGGUCGAGCCGGAGGGUAUUGAGCAGGAGUACACCUACAGCUCAUUCUUCUGCCCCAAAGACUUCCCUGAUGAAGUGCUAGAAGACAUCAUCCAGACUGUCCUCCCUGAGAAUCUGGUGGAGGGGUCCAACAGGGCCUACGUGUCCGUUAUCGGUGACCUGAUGGGCCCCACCCUAUCUGGUCUGGACAAACUUGUUCGUCUGCCGACCGGGUGUGGGGAGCAGAACAUGGUUAUGUUUGCUCCAAACAUCUUCGUGAUGCAGUACCUGGACACCACCAACCAGCUGUCCUCUGAAAUCAAGGACAAGUCCUUGGAAUACAUGAAGAUUGGUUACCAAAGGGAAUUGACCUACAAGCACAAGGACGGGUCGUACAGUGCCUUUGGCGAAAGUGACGACUCUGGCAGUACUUGGUUGUCUGCCUUUGUCAUCCGUUGCUUUUCCCAAGCCCGUGACUACAUCUUCAUUGACCAAAAGGAACUGGAUCACACCAAGAAGUGGCUUGCAUCCAACCAAAAGCCAGAUGGUUGUUACCAGUCUGUUGGGAAAGUCCUGAACAAGGCCAUGAAGGGAGGUGUCAAUGAUGAUACCACGUUGACUGCCUACAUUGCCAUCGCCAUGCUGGAAAGUGGGGAAUCCGUUGAGUCAGAGCUUGUUGGAAAUGCCCUGGAGUGCCUCCUGACUAGUGAAAGCAAUCUGACCAGCACAUAUGGCAUCGCCCUGAUGUCUUAUGCCCUGACUCUUGCCAAGCAUUCACAAAGAGAUACGUUCAUGGAAAAGUUGGAAAACCUGGCCAUUGAGAAAGAUGGUACAGUCCACUGGGAGCGUGAGGUUCAGCCUGGGAAGCCGACAGAAGCACCUGAUACUUGGUUCCGGCCAUACUACAAAUCCCCCUCUGCUGAGGUGGAAAUGACCUCCUAUGCACUUCUUGCCUACAUGGCAACUGGAGAGAGGGAAUCGUUGGUAACGGGCCUGCCCAUCGUACGUUGGCUCACGGAGCAGAGGAACGCAUAUGGAGGCUUUUCAUCCACACAGAACACAGUCAUGGCCCUGCAGGCCCUGGCUCGCUAUGCUGAGAUGGCUUACGGAGAGGGAGUUGAUAUUGAAGUCCAGGUACAGACUGCUGAGGGACUGGAUAAGACCUUUACUAUAACAGACACAAACAGCUUGGUUCUGCAGCGUGUGGAGGUCCCAGUCACUCCAACUGACGUCAUCGUCCGAGCCACUGGGAAGGGAUGUGCACUUCUCCAGGCAAAUGUGAGGUACAAUAUAGAGGAGGAGGAGCCAGUGCCAUCCUUCGAGGUCAACAUCACAAUGAUGGAUGUGCCAGCUGAGCUUCUGCGUGAUGGGGGAGGUGAUUCUUUCCGCUGCUCUGCCAAAAUUAUGAGUAUAUGUACCAGGUUCGUUGGUGAUGAACCUUCCAAUAUGGCUGUUGUUGCUGUAAAAAUGGUUUCAGGAUUCAUCCCUGACAAGACCAGCCUGAAGACUCUGAAGAAGAAGAAAACCAUCAAAAAGUAUGAGAUUGACGGCAAGAUGGUGAAUCUGUACUUUGACGAGCUGACCAAUGAGACGACCUGUUUUGAGUUCAUGGUGGAGCAGAACAUCAAAGUGAAGAACACCAAGCCGGGCGUGGUCACUGUGUAUGACUACUAUGAGGAAGACCUGAAAAUUUCCAAGAAGUACAACAUUGUGACCAAGUGCAAGGAAGGGACCGAAGUCAACCCCUGAAGGAAACAAACAGAACAUACCUGGGCCACUGUCUCUUUAAAUAGAAUUAAACUUAGUAUGUGAAGAGAGACCUUUCUGUAUUGUCAUAUAAGUUAGUAAAAGUUGCGCAAUUGAUGGAAAGGAUUGGUAACUGAAGAAAUUGCACCUCAUAUGAGGAUGAACUGAACUGAACUGAUUGGUGAUUGUACAUGUUAGGAAGGAUUUUAUUGGAUUAUGCUCUGAUGACUACUGUCGUAGAGUAGAAGUGAUAUUAACGUUGAACAACACAUUUAUAUCACCACGGUUUUGGCAGGCAUUUGUGCAUUUUUGAACAGAAAGACAAGAUCUGAAUGUGGCCUGAAUCCCUGAAUAUAUCAGGAAAUUAAUAUUAGUCAUGCAGUGAUGCACAUGCACAGAAGAUAAUAGUGCCAAUAAUAGCAACAAAUGUAGCUCACAUUUUAAAGGACAAUUUUUGCUUUUUUUUUUUACAUAACAUGAUAGAGCAUAAGAGCAUCUCCUUUUCCUUGGGCGGUUGCCACUUUGUAUAGAACCCCCUGUGUCAUUGCAGUUAUCCAUAUGUACUCUUUCAGUCAAGGUCAUGGACUGGGACUCUCUUCUAAGGUCAAGCUCCUCCCCAGACUGAAAUUAUAGCAAUACUAUGGACAUGUAGAAUAUUGCUUUUUUUUUUGCAUUUCAGAACAUAGCCGUUUGGUGUAAGAAUCGGUAGUCACAUUUCUUUAGAUAAUGGCCGUUUGACGGUUGUACCUGCAAACGGGAUAGUACGUUUGAAUGGCUACGUUAGCGUCUGUUCGCAGACCUGUAUGCGUUCGACCAUUUGAAUAAAGGUAGUUGAGUCUUCACA